UGAAGACGGAAGUAAUAGAUCCUGCAGACGUUGUGGUGAGCUGGAGACGGUGCUCGGCUCUGUGACUGAGGGGAUCGGCGGGAAAGAUGAUUUCAGAAGGAGGUUCGUUUAUGCGAGGAAUUUUCAUAGGAAGUGCAUUCUGCAUAGUGAUUACUCUUUUAGGACAAAUUAAAUGGAGUCACGAGCCCACUACACCCCAUGAGCAUCAUCACAUUCAAGCCCCUAAUAAAGAAGAAGUUCUCAAACUGAUGGGGACAGAGAAGAUGGAAUUAAGUCGGAGCAUACGAGUGUACUGUAUUCUCCUUGUCAAACCAAAAGACUUGAGCCUCUGGGCUGCUGUGAGGACCACCUGGAGCAAGCACUGUGAUAUGGUUGACUUCUACAGCUCUGAGCACAUGAAGGUGUUUGACUCUAUCGUUCUUAACAGUGAUGAUAUGUGGGUUAUGAUGAGAAAAGCUAUCAAAAUGGCAUAUGAGAAACAUAAAGAUGAGUAUAACUGGUUUUUCAUCAGUCAGCCCUCCACCUUUGCCAUUAUUGAAAACCUGAAAUAUUUCCUUCUGAAGAAAGACCCAUCAGAACCUUUCUAUAUCGGCCAUACUGUGAAAGAUGGAGAUUUGGAUUAUGUAGAUAUUGCAGGUGGCAUUGUGCUAAGCCUUGAGUGCGUAAACCGGUUUAUUGACCUGAUGAAUAAACCAGACAAGUGUCCAGAAACAGGUGGCAUCAUAUGGAAGGUCUCUGAAGACAAGCAGUUGGCAAUGUGUCUUAAGCACAAGGGUGUGCUGGCAGAAAAUGCAGAAGAUUCUGAAGGUAAAAAUGUCUUCAACACAAAAUCAGUGGGUACCCUCAUUAAAGAAUCAAUGGCAAGCGACUCACAAAAAGUAGUUGAGGGUUGCUGUUCAGACAUGGCAAUCACGUUCAGUGGACUAUCUCCUAACAACAUGCAAGUCAUGAUGUAUGGUGUUUACAGGUUAAGAGCAUAUGGACACAGCUUUAAUGAUGCAUUAAUGUUUUUGCCACCACUAAACUCUGAUAAUGAUUGAACAGACCAAGCUUUA
Molecule: messenger RNA, 1055 nt
Organism: Nanorana parkeri
Lineage: Eukaryota; Metazoa; Chordata; Amphibia; Anura; Dicroglossidae
Gene: C1GALT1C1
Product: C1GALT1 specific chaperone 1
Exons: 2
Coding region: 87-1040 (317 amino acids)
Molecular function (GO): N-acetylgalactosaminide beta-1,3-galactosyltransferase activity
Source: RefSeq, a predicted model, not a curated record